This is a messenger RNA of Ctenopharyngodon idella (grass carp), 3059 nucleotides long. It is a transcript of the gene slc5a5, whose product is annotated as solute carrier family 5 member 5. Gene Ontology annotation, cellular component: membrane. Bases 273 to 2111 code for a protein of 612 amino acids. Lineage: Eukaryota; Metazoa; Chordata; Actinopteri; Cypriniformes; Xenocyprididae. The record is from RefSeq and is a predicted model, not a curated record. The transcript is spliced from 16 exons. Gene Ontology annotation, molecular function: symporter activity. Gene Ontology annotation, biological process: sodium ion transport; iodide transmembrane transport.
UGAUUAUCCAAAUUAUCAGCCCAGAAAAAUAAAUCUACCUCUACUUGAAAGAAUGCUCAUUCACUUUCCACACUGGUCAGUGAUAGUGACCAUAUCUUGAAACCAGUACUGUUUUCUAUGCUGUAUGAGUUGAUUACAUGUUGGCCUGUGGAAUUUGAUCUUUUUCAUACACUCAGAAACUCAGUUUGCAUUGUUUUGGUCAAAGCUGACAGUCUCUUGAAGAGAAGGACUCUACUCAUUUAGGCUCUGGCAGAGUCUAAACAGAGGACACUAUGGCUUCAGACUCAGACAACUUGGGCUUCUGUUUGGUGGACUAUGCAGUAUUUGCUGCAAUGCUGGGGGUAUCGGUGGCCAUCGGGCUAUUCCAGUCUCUGAGAAAGACCCAGGGUCGCUCGAACGUGGACAACUUCUUCACAGGGGGCAGGGGUUUCUCUGCUGUGCCGGUUGGACUGUCGCUCUGUGCCAGCUUUAUGUCAGCUGUCCAAGUGCUCGGUGUGCCAUCAGAGGCAUAUUUAUAUGGCUUUAAGUUCCUCUAUAUGUGCUUGGGACAAGCCCUCAACUCCCUUAUUACUGCAGUUGUGUUUGUUCCUGUGUUUUAUCGUCUCAAAAUCACCAGUGCACAUCAGUAUUUAGGAAUGAGGUUUGGCAGAGGGAUGCAGCUCUUGGGAAGUUUGCAGUUCAUUGUAGCGACACUUCUCUACACUGGAAUAGUGAUCUUUGCUCCUGCAGUCAUCUUGAAUCAGGCCACAGGCCUAAAUAUGUGGGCGUCUCUUUUCUCAACUGGACUCAUCUGCACAUUUUACACAACAGUGGGUGGUAUAAAGGCUGUAAUCUGGACAGAUGUGUUUCAGAUUGUAGUCAUGCUCUCUGGGUUCAUUGCGGUUUUCAUUCAGGGCACCAUAUUGGCAGGAGGGCCUGCCAGAGUUUUGGAAAUCGCCAACAAUGGAUCUCGCAUCAAUUUUAAUGAUUUUGCCUUAGACCCUCAGAGGCGGUACUCGUUCUGGAGUUUCACAGUGGGCGGCACAAUGGUCUGGUUAUCCAUGUAUGGAGCCAAUCAGGCCCAAGUACAGCGUUACAUAUCAUGCAGGACUGAGAAACAAGCCCAACUGGCGCUGCUGGUUAAUCAGGUGGGUCUGUGUCUGAUUGUGAGCAGUGCAGCCACCUGUGGCAUUGUGAUGUUUGCUUUAUACUCCAACUGUGACCCACUGAAGACUGGCAGAAUAUCUGCACCUGACCAGUACAUGCCGUAUUUGGUUUUGGACAUUUUCCGGAAUCAUCCAGGCUUCCCGGGUCUUUUUCUAGCCUGUGCCUACAGUGGAACUUUAAGUACUGUCUCCACCAGCAUUAAUGCCAUGGCAGCUGUUACUAUGGAGGAUGUAAUGAAGCCGUGGCUAAUCACUGUUUCGCAGAGAAAACAGCUCUUGCUCUCCAAGUCAUUAUCUCUGUUGUACGGGCUUGGCUGCAUUACAAUGGCUGCGCUCUCCUCUCUGCUGGACUGGGGAGUCCUUCAGGGUUCGUUCACAGUCAUGGGUGUAGUGAACGGUCCACUGCUGGGAGCCUUUGUGCUGGGCAUGUUUGUUCCAGCCACAAAUAAACCGGGGGUGUUCUCAGGUGUGGCUGUGGGUUUCUGUUUGUCUCUAUGGCUUGCUGUUGGAAGCACAAUCUAUCCUCCAACACCACAAAUUAUGGGUGUUUUACCCACUAGUGCUGAUCGCUGUCUAACAACUAAUGCAACACUUAACAGCACCACGGUAGUCGCUAAAUCCUCUAUCGUGGCAUCAUCAGUCCCCCAGGAUUAUGGCUUUCAAAAUAUCUAUUCAAUAUCCUACCUGUACUUCGGAGCCCUGUCAACUAGUGCAGUCAUACUAGUAGGUGUGGUGGUUAGCUACAUUACAGGACCCACCAAGAAGGAUUCUAUCAGCCCUGGUUUAUUACGGUGGAACUUGGAACAAAAGACCUGCGAUGUGUCCUGUCAUAACUUGAAUGAAACUACGACACACAAUCCCACCGAAAUCCUUCUCAGUCCAAAAGAACUAUUUUCCACUGCUGAUAAACAAGUUGUUUUACUGAACAAAGGUGAAGUUAAGACAGGUUCAGCAUCCGCUUUGUAAAAUCAAACAAAAAAAUGUCAGGUUUCAAACAAAAUUUUCAAGAAAUAAUGCAGAUUAAUUCAAAUUAAAAUGACUUCUUGUAGAAGAACAACUGUGGCUGUGCACAAUAAAAUGCUAAAGACACAGCUUCACUAGUUAUCAUCAUGCAAGGUACAUUCUGCACAGUCUCGCAUAUCAAAUAUGUCAAAGCCAUACUGAUUUGGUUAUCUUCCUUUUUGAUUGGCAUUACUGAAUACCUGACCAUCACCACCUGAUUCAAAGGAUGAUUCUUUGCUCUAUAUAACAAUAGUGCUUUCUUUCAUAGUACAAAAUCACGCACAAUACGUUUCUGUUCAUCAACACACACCUGCAUCGCACCUGUUUGUCAGUUCACUUUCAUUCCUAGCCAAGUUUAGAAGAGAAGAGAGCAUAAGCACGCACACUAAAGUGAUUUGAAAUUUGUUUAAUUAACAGAAUGCUUUUAAUGGAGAUAUAUCAAGAUGAUCCAAUAACUCUUUAAAAGUAUGUAUGAUUAUUAGCGUGAAUUAAUUAAGAGAAUAUGUAGCCCAAAUUGUUACACACUAUAAAGAUCCAUUUUAUUGACCAUGCUACAAUAGAUUUCAACUACACCAUACUACCUACAAUAUAAGAAUUACUCAUUUCAUUUGUUUUUUGGCAGACAGGAAUAUUCUUUCUGUCUAAACCUAUAAAACAAGGCUCAUUAACAGGAUAUUAAUUCCUCAGCAUUUCUAGUGCCAUUACCUAGAAAAGACAUCUGAAUGUGCCCUAAAAAGCCCUAGAAGUCUCCAGAAUCAACUGUUUCAGUGUUUAUGUAUUGAAUGAUGUUGGCUGUAUAAUUCAUGCAUAUUUUGAAUAUGUGUAUCAUUUGUUACCAGUAUCUCAAGAGAUGAGCUGUAGAAUGAUGGAGUGCCCCUGUCACAUUCACAAUAAACUGAAAUGGCAACACUA